This is a messenger RNA of Plasmodium cynomolgi strain B, 2172 nucleotides long. RefSeq lists its product as hypothetical. NCBI's taxonomy places the organism in Eukaryota, Apicomplexa, Aconoidasida, Haemosporida, Plasmodiidae. The transcript is spliced from 2 exons. The record is from RefSeq and is a predicted model, not a curated record. Bases 1 to 2172 code for a protein of 723 amino acids.
AUGAACCAUAUUGAUGUGUGCAAAAAGUACCGUCUUAGAAAGACCGAUCUAUGUGGAGUCUAUUCCAGAUCGCCAUGGAGAAGUGACACAAAUGGUGAAAAAAACUGCACUGAACGUAGAAGGAUGAACCAUCAAGGGGAUGGAAGUAAAAGUGGGUCAGCUUCCAAACAAAAAGAAAAAGGGUUAGAUGGACAGAAAAAAAAAAACUCCUUUCCCCCAGUCGGCACAUUUCUCAAUAGUUCUAUUCUGGACAAAGGAAUUGAAACAAUUUGGAAUUCUCUAAAAAGGGAUGAAGAUAAUUCCGUGGAUUUGUUCAACGUGGAUGUUUAUUCAUCUUUGACAGAAAGGGGAAAAGAAAAAUUUCAAAAAGUUAUUUUACCCUACCUCUUACACAAUGCACAGAAGGUGGAUGAACUAAAAAAUAUUUUAUUUGAAGAUGAGGCUAAUCCAAGUGGUGAGUUCCAUUUUAAGAAUGUGUGUCAGGUGAAGAGAGUAGCUAACGAGAAUGACUUGUGUUUGCUGGCAAAAUGGGAAGGGGGAAGUAGGCUGCAGAUGAAGACCCCUCCCCCUGAAAUGUUGAUUAUAUCGAGAAAGGCGUUUUUUAAAAUAAUACAGAAGGAAUGCUUUGUUAAAGAUGGACCAGAACAUAAGAAUGAGGUGUUACUCAGGACGAUCCAACAAAUGUGGAAAUAUAAGGAGGUGUUUUUUUCCAAUAAUGAGGAGAAUGCCCUUCUAAGGGGGGACAUUUCAGAGAGGUAUUUUACCCUUUCUGAUUGGAAGAAGUGGAGCGAGCCGAGCUACAAAACAGGAGAACCUCCUCUCUUAGGGGAAGACUACCAUGUGAUGGAAAACGAAAAUAUGCUCAAUGAUGUCAUCCACGAGAGCAUAAUGCUGAUGUCAAAAAAUAGUGGACUGAGACGUAGCACAGAGGAGGAGGACCCCAAAAAAGGAGACCUAUCAAAGGGCACACUUAAGAGGAGAAAAUUCACUCAAAUGGGGGGUUCAAGAAGGGAAAAGAAAUGCGUCGACCCGAUGGGCAUAUUGAAGGCAUUCCUAAAAAAGGACUCCAUCGGGGUAGGGCACAACGACGCGCUAAGAGAACUGCGUGAAUGCACGUUUCAGCCGAAUGUUCGCAAGUUUGUGGAAGCCGAAGUGGGCCACGUGGCACGGGAAAAAGUGCUCCAGAGGGGGGAAAAAAGCGAGAUGCACAUCAAAGCGGAUAUGGACGCAAACGUCGAUGCAAAAACCGAGCGAGAGGAUCUGUUCAAACAGGCGGGUGGUCACAUAACAAGCGAUGUGCACAAACGCCUGUUGGAAGAGUCCUCAGCCCAGCAUGCAAAUCGAGGGAUGGAAGAUGAGCGCGUCGCGAAGUAUCUGCAAAUGUGCUGUCUGUCGUACGGGGUUGAUAUGGAAAAAGAGUCCAAACAGAGUACAUAUAAGCGUCACGAUACUACGCGGCAACCAACGCAUAGAGAGAGCAGGAAGAUAUGGCGAAGCAGGACACCAAAGGUGAGUAGUUACACUUUCGAAGCAAGCAUGAUGGGUGCGCGAAAAAAUGCUAAUGUUAGAACUCCUAAUGGGAAAAAUGCCUGGAUUGAUGGGCUCCGCGGAGGCUACAUAAGUAAUUACUUUAACUUCUCAGUUGUGGAUAAAAAUGGUGCACUGUGUGGGUUGGGUGCUUGCAAACACGACUACAGUAGGGACAUACGAUUGCAUGGCAGAAGGCUAAAAACGAAAGUUAUACCUAAUGUGGACUUAUCGAACAACAUGCUUCGUUCACCUUUUUCAAAUGCAAAUUGCCUUGCCGAGGGGGUGGAUACUCCUGGGGGUUCGCUCAUCCCAAGUCGUAAUACCUGGGUUGAUGAUGGCAGGAACAAAAUUGACGGCGAUAGGACCAUCAGGCGUGGUGAGAAAAAAAAAUCACCAUCCAGGGCUAGUCAACCUUUUCUUCCGCUUCACAACAGUCAACUGACAACUGCAAAAUGGGAAUCUCAAAAUGUGAGAGCUGAGGGGAGCAACCAGCUGGCCGGAAAAAUAACCGGAGGGUGUUCUUCGUUUGCGCCAAGUGACCCUCCGAAGGUCAUUGCGGUGAAGUGGGAAAAGUCACUGGACGAUAUGGAGAAAGAGCUGUUGUGCUUGCCCCAGUCGGUCCGCUUCGUACAGAUUUGUUAA